Brienomyrus brachyistius is the source of this 3663-nucleotide messenger RNA. It is a transcript of the gene ltb4r2b, whose product is annotated as leukotriene B4 receptor 2b. Gene Ontology annotation, molecular function: leukotriene receptor activity. The transcript is spliced from 5 exons. Lineage: Eukaryota; Metazoa; Chordata; Actinopteri; Osteoglossiformes; Mormyridae. Gene Ontology annotation, biological process: G protein-coupled receptor signaling pathway; immune response. The record is from RefSeq and is a predicted model, not a curated record. Gene Ontology annotation, cellular component: membrane. The coding region runs from base 312 to 1418 and encodes 368 amino acids.
UAUCAUGCACGCUGGUGCCUGCCUGAGGUUGUAGGAGAGCAUUCACGAAAGAAGCUUAUGUCACUGACAGGAAGACUCCUAAGCGAGAAACUACAUUGAAGAAAACAGUUUAUAUUCUCCGACUUCCAGUAUUUCGGUAGAGCAGUUCUCCACCAGUCCACCUGUUCCCACCCUCAUUCGUCAGCCUCAUAUGCGGCUGGCAUCACUUAUCAGAAGAGGCGGCCAUCAGAGGAUCUCCCUUCCCGACGCUUAUCAUUAUUAUCUUAGCCGACUCUCUCCAGACAGGCAGUCCUUUUCCCCAGAGCAGCGUGAUGGCCAGGAUCGACACCACUACCCUCCGGUAUUCCUUUGUCUCUCCCCCGGAUAACGACACUUUCAUAGACGAUGAGAGCACGGUAAGGAACCCUGUCACUACUGCGGUGGGUGCACUGAUCCUCAGCUUGACGUUCCUCAUCGGUGUCCCCGGCAACGCCUUCAUCAUUUGGAGUAUCCUCGCCCGGGCCAGAAAACGCUCCAUCACCACCUUGCUCAUCCUCAACCUGGCUUUUGCCGACGGCUUCCUGAUGGCCCUCUCCAUCUUCUUCAUCGUCUACUUCGCCAAGCGCAACUGGGUGUUCGGGAACACCGCCUGCCAGCUGCUCUUCUACUUGUGCAACACCAACAUGUACGCCUCCAUCAUGCUUAUCAUGCUGAUGAGCCUACACAGGCUGAUGGCCGUGGUCUGGCCCCACCGCGAGAGCGCCUUCACCAGCCAGAGGAUCAUACGACGCCUGCUGCUAGGAUUUUGGAUCCUGGUGCUCGUCAUGGCAAUACCUGGCUAUGUUUUUAGAGGAGAGGAGCAGGCCAAAGAACCAACCGAGAGCCCGCGUCUUGAGUGCAAACCUAAACACUCGAACAGUCGGCAUCUGAUUUUCCACUACUUAUUCGAAACGGUGGUGGGCUUCGUGAUCCCUUACACCAUCGUAUUGGCCAGCUAUGUGUGUAUCCUGCGUAGCCUGAGGCAGACCAAGUUCCGCAGAAGGAUCCGGAGUGAGAAUCUCAUCUUGAUCAUCGUGGUGACCUUUUGCCUCUUCUGGCUGCCCUACCAUGUUUUAAACGUGGUUCAGGUUGUAACUGAAAUGUUUUGGCCAAAAAGCAGCUUUAAAGACACCAUCCAGGACUGUCGGGUCAUUACCGCCUCACUGGCCUUCAUCAGCAGCUCUGCCAACCCCGUACUCUACACCUUCGCCGGCAAGUCGUACAUCCAUAAAAAUGGACUGUCCUUUAUGGCGAAGCUCUUUGAGGGCACGGCAUUGGACUCCGAAAGCAGGAGGAAUCGGAAGAUUAGUCGGGAGCCCCGAGAUCUGGCUUUGAAUGAGAGGGAGGCUGAUUCGUCCUCCACCAGUGCCAGCAUCAGCACGGAGAAGAACAAGAUUUAACCCGAGGCUGGUAUACGUGGUUUCUGCCCAUGUGAUGCAGAUUCUGCUCACAUACACAUAGGCAAACACACAUACCUCACUCAUAUAUUCAUAUUCUCAUAUUCCAGCAUGGUGGAAAAGCUGGAUAAAAAAACAGUGCUUGCGAUCUUUUUUAAUUUUACGCCAUCGCCCUUCUCACAAGCAUUAACCCGAAUGCAUAUGUACUAGGGGUUUGAAGAUGCGUGGAUUCAUUGUAAUGAAUCGGAUAUUAAGGUUGUGCUUCAAUCUAUCUGUAAAGAUGAAUCGAUUUUGGUGGGAAAAUAAACAUAAAACAAACACUCUCGCGAUCGCGUGCUGCGGCUAGACUAGAGUGACCAGAUAAUCCAUGUCACCCGGGACACAUUUCCGAUGCGUCGAGUUAUUUCAUUAAUAAUCGGAAAUUAAUCAAAUCCCUUUGGGGGCAACGAUUUAUACCCCUGUAAUAUGCGCGUUUUAAGUUUUUGCUGUUCUUAUGUACAAAUACAGUUUAUGUCCACCAGGGGGUGACAAAAAUCAACAGCCUAGAGAGAGAAAAUGUUGCUGUUCUACGGUUUUAUCAUAUACAGGAGGUGGACAAAACAAUGGAAACAUCGUGAAAGAGGAUUUUAACCUUUAAAUAAAUCUCAUUUACAUAACAGUAGGUCGUCAUAGGUUCAAUGCUUAUUAGCAGCAUCUGUCAGGUAUGAAAGAGGUCUGACAAUUAACGCUUUGAUACGUGAGUUUUCAAAGCAACAUGAAGCAACAAGUAGAGUGCAAAGAAAAUUAAUAGUCUGCACCAGAAUUACAGGUGCAUUAGUCAAAAAAAACUCUUUUUUUUUUUUUAAAUACAAACUAAAAUAACGGAGAACUCCUGCCUUGUGGAACACCCCCAGGCGUAAUGAACACAAACAUGGACCCCUGAAUAAUGGAAUACUGAAAUAUGGUGGACUAACAUAUCAGGGGGCCCCAGGCUGACAUCAUUUAGCUAACCAGCCCUGUUUCCUGAGGCGGGCCGGAGUCUUGGCCAUAGCGUACGCAUUACUUCACUCUACUGGACAGGGUCACGUUUGGAGAAGGUCCAUCGCCUUGUCAAACGUGGCUGAGGAAGCGUUAUGUUAAAGGUCUCCAUUUUGUGGCCGUCAUUAGGUCCAACAAUCACUAUGAUUGCAUAAUGACUAAGGAAUAUGAAGGGUGCUUUACAGUGACCAGGUGUGCUGCCAACACUAUUCCCAUGUGAUGGAUCCAUACUCCAAGAGUAUAUCACACCCUAUACUCACUGCUAGACUAAUUCAGUCGUGGUUUCAUGAACAGUAGGCCAGAGUCUGGAUAAGAACACGGCGAUUGGUGCAGGCGAGAUUGUAGCUAUUGAAAAGAUCAGGGGCUUAAAUCAAGUUUACCUGAGGCUUGACUUAGUUCUUUUUCAAGAAAGACUGGUUAAAGUACUUGGGGCUCGACUUAAAAUACUCAGGGCUAUAGCAAUCGGACCUAAUGACUCUCAUGGUUAGCUGUUCAUUAUUUUGUCCUUCACAUCUACACGUAUAUGUAUGUAUGUAUUUGUUACACACACAUAUUUAUGUGUAAUUUAUUCUGAAUGGUAACAUCUUUUUGCGCAUAGUUGCAUUUUUGUUGGGUGUCACGUUGCACAUUUUGAAAUCAGCUGAUUUUUAAAAAUGUUUUUAAGUGAAAAUUGUCUUUGUGUGAUAAGACCCGACUCUGGGUGUGGAAAUCAAACUCAAAGGCUGUAGAUUUCAGUGUGGAUGGUGAGGACGUGUCCCUACCAAUAUGGAGGGAGCAAUGUGUGUAUUCGGGUGGGGGCGGGGGGGCUUUAGGGUUGAUUUGGUCUCCCCCAAUGUUGAAACACACCCUACACCGUUUCUCAAAGGAGUCUUGUUGGAGCUCCAUUUACUUUUUUUGAAUAAAUACAUAAAUAAGACUAAAAGCUCUGAACCAUAACAAAGACAAUCGCAAAGAUGCAGAGGAUUGAAGUGUGUGAGCAGUUGUGUGUACACAGGUUCAAACACCUACUUGUGAAACUCUACUUAUUUCCUUGUGCUAGUUAGAUGGACUCCUGAUCUGCUGUGAAACACUGGUGUCGUCUGUAAUGGAAAGCAAUGUGGUUUUAGCAGUGGCUCUACAUUCCUGUCAGGGGAGGGGCACUGAAAUGGGAGGGGCAUUUGUAGCAUCAAAAAGAAGGCUGCAUUUUCAUUCUAUUAUGCACAAAAAAUAAAAAACAUCAUAUUUUCUUAAA